Conger conger (European conger) is the source of this 5032-nucleotide messenger RNA. RefSeq names its product arf-GAP with coiled-coil, ANK repeat and PH domain-containing protein 2-like. Gene Ontology annotation, molecular function: protein binding; GTPase activator activity. The record is from RefSeq and is a predicted model, not a curated record. NCBI's taxonomy places the organism in Eukaryota, Metazoa, Chordata, Actinopteri, Anguilliformes, Congridae. Bases 349 to 2826 code for a protein of 825 amino acids. The transcript is spliced from 24 exons. Gene Ontology annotation, cellular component: cytoplasm.
UUUAUGGAUUGGUUGGCUGGUUCCACACAUGUUGUUCGCUACCUUUCCCACAACUCGGCGAUGACUCAAAAUCACUUCGGCUGCGUUCUGUCGAAUUCCCUGCAUCUCCCCUGCAUCUUCCCUGAGGUCAACCGCAGUUUUAGUUUAUUUGUUUCCUUUGCAAACUAGAAAAGUGUAUAGUAUUUAUGGUGCAGUUGUUGUUAGGUAACGUUAGCAAGCCAGUCACAAUUGUUUUCCAGUUUGGGAAAGGUGACUAAGCUAGCUAGCGCUAACUUAGCUAUCUAAGGACUCGCGGAGGAAGCGUUAAGACGGAGCCGUUUUUAUCCAUUUGUGUUUUAAUCUAAAAAGAUGAAGGUAACGGUGGAUUUUGAAGAAUGUCUUAAGGACUCGCCCCGGUUCCGGGCCACCAUAGAGGAAGUAGAGGGAGAUGUGGGUGAGUUGGAGUCCAAGCUGGACAAGCUGGUGAAGUUGUGCAUUGGGAUGAUUGACGCGGGGAAGGCCUACAACACGGCCAAUAAGCAGUUUGUGGGCGGGAUCCGGGAGCUGGCCCAGCAGUCUGCCAGUGAUGAGGUCAUCGAGAGCAGUCUGACCAGGUUUGCUGAAAGCCUGCAGGAGAUGAUCAACUACCACACGAUCCUGUUCGACCAAGCCCAGAGAUCCAUCAAGUCGCAGCUGCAGACGUUUGUGAAAGAGGACCUGCGGCGGUUCAAGGAGGCGAAGAAGCAGUUCGACAAGGUGAGCGAGGAGAAGGAGGCGGCGCUGGCGAAGAACGCCCAGGCGCCCCGCAACAAGCUGCACGAGGUGGAGGAGGCGUCCACCAUCCUGACCGCCACGCGCACCUGCUUCCGCCACAUCGUCCUGGACUACGUCCUGCAGAUCAACGUACUGCAGUCCAAGAGAAGAUCCGAGAUCCUCAAAUCGAUGCUGUCCUUCAUGUACGCCCACCUGACCUUCUUCCACCAGGGCUAUGACCUCUUCAGCGAGCUGCAGCCACUCAUGAAGCAGCUGGGUGGACAGCUGGACCAGCUGAUGGUGGUCGCAGACAAGGAGAAGAAGGACAUGGAACAGAAGCACUCCACCAUCCAGCAAAAGGACUUCUCGAAUGAGGACACCAAACUGGAGUACAAUGUGGAUGCAGAAAAUGGAAUUGUCAUGGAGGGAUACCUGUUCAAGAGGGCCAGUAACGCCUUCAAAACGUGGAACAGGCGCUGGUUCUCCAUUCAGAACAACCAGCUAGUUUACCAGAAGAAGUUCAAGGAUAACCCCACGGUGGUGGUGGAGGACCUGCGGCUGUGCACGGUGAAGCACUGUGAGGACAUCGAGCGUCGCUUCUGCUUCGAGGUCGUGUCCCCGACCAAGAGCUGCAUGCUACAGGCGGACUCUGAGAAGCUGAGGCAGGCCUGGAUCAAGGCGGUGCAGACCAGCAUCGCCACGGCGUUCCGUGAGAAGGGCGAGGAAGCAGAGAAGGUGGACAGGAAGUCGCCGGCGUCCACAGGAAGUGUGGACUCGGAGUCGAAGGAGCGCUGCGCGCGGGGCGAGGGGGCGCUGCAGCGGGUUCUGGCCGUCCCGGGGAACACCGUCUGCUGCGACUGCGGCCGCCCGGACCCCAGCUGGGCCAGCAUCAACCUGGGCAUCACACUCUGCAUCGAGUGCUCCGGCAUACACAGGAGUCUGGGUGUGCACUUCUCCAAGGUGAGGUCCCUGACCCUCGACACCUUGGAGCCUGAGCUGCUGAAGCUGAUGUGUGAGCUGGGUAAUGGAGUCAUAAACCAGAUCUAUGAGGCCCGGCAGGAGGAGAUGAGAGUCAGGAAGCCACAGCCCGGAGACCCCAGACAGGAAAUCGAGGCGUACAUCCGAGCGAAGUAUGUCGACAGGAGAUUCGCCCAAAUUCCGUCGCCCUCCCAGCAGAGGUCGAAGGUCAUCGCCCUGAGCCAGCAGGAGAAGCGCUUGAGCUGCAGCUCGGAGCAGCUGUCCUCCAGACCGGCCCCCGACACGCCCAAACCCCACUCCUCCUCCGACCCCGCAGCAGCAGCCGGCGGCCGCCCCCGUCGGGAGUCUCUGUUCUGUGCCGACGAGCUCUCCUCCCUCUUCUCCUACUUUGACGCCUCCUCCAGGCUACGGAGCAUAAAGGUGAAGAGUGCAGACAGCGGGAUCCAGAACAGCGCAGACGGGGGCCGGGGGCAGCUGGAGACAGAACCCUGCAGCAGCAGCCCGAGAGAGCCUGGAACAGAGUCCUCGACGCUGCCGUUCCCAGACCCGGGGCGGGCCGGGGCGGUGAUCCCGGCGCCGGAGGACUGCUCCCCCGGGCUGCAGCUGUACUGGGCGGCGGGCGCGCGGAGCCUGCCCAACAUGGCCGACGCCCUGGCGCACGGCGCCGAGGUCAACUGGGCCAACAGCCUCGAGGACGGCCGGACACCGCUGAUGAUGGCUGUGCAGGGGGGUUGCCUGGUGACCUGUGAGUUCCUGCUGCAGAAUGGUGCGAGUGUGAACCAGCAGGACUCUGGCGGGCGCGGCCCCCUGCACCACGCCACCCUCUUAGGCCACACGGGACAGGUGUGUUUGUUCCUGAAGAGAGGGGCCAGUCAGAACGCCGUGGACACGCAGGGGCGGAGUCCCCUGUCCAUCGCCGUGGAAGCAGCCAAUGCCGACAUCGUCACCCUGCUGCGUCUGGCGAAGAUGAACGAGGAGAUGAGGGAGUCUGAGGGCCCGUACGGACAGACAGGGGACGAGACCUACCAGGACAUUUUCCGUGAUUUUUCCCAAAUGGCAUCGAACGAUCCGGGCAGGCUGAACCGGUUCCAGCCGCACGACGCUCCAAAGCUCUGAGAGGGGGGCCGGGGCCGGGGCCGGGGGCCGGACUGAGUCCAGAACCGGACUCCGGGGCCCGGGCAGGUGCUGCACUGCCCCCCUGGAGGGGCAGCUGGAGAAGGAGGCUGGGGCAGUUACCUCCGUCCCACUCAGACUCUGCCCCAACAACCUCAACUUCUCCAAACCGGACACAAAGUUUAAAUUUUUUUUAAAUGACAUUUUCUUUUUGUUUAUUUUUUUUUUCUUUUAGUAAAUUAUUCUUGAUUUGAUUUUAAUGGUCAACAAAAUGAAGAGCCUCCUUAGUGUGUAUUUCUCCUUAAUGGGGGGAACAUGUAAAUGAGUUUUAAAUUAAAAACUGUUAAAUGUCUCAACUGAGGAAUGGAAAGACUGAAGAUGUUUGAAAUCCCGGUGUUUACCCCGGUCGCGUGUGUGCAGGCGUGUAGGUCCUGGUAAACACGACUCGUGUUUUAACAACUGCUGUGUAUUUGACAUUCUGAAAGAUCAAAGGCGCCUUGGUUAACUGUUCGCUUUAUAAAGUUUACAUCGAUUUGGCCAAUAGGCUUCUUAACUGGCCCCGUGAAUUUAUAUCUUGAUAACAUUUCCUGGAACACAAGACCGGGAGUUUGUAACGUCCGUAAUUGAUCACCCGUGUGUUUAAACUUCUGUAGACUUGUGUUCCAGAGAGAAUGCUCUUUCCAGGAGAGGUCUAGUGUGGAAUUCAGAACCAGAAGGAAAUCGAAUAUAGUCAGCCACGCAGCAAAGAUGCACAAAUGUAAAAAAAAAAAAAAAAAAAGCUUACGACAAGAGGUCGUAAUACAGAGCAAAGUAAUUCAUAUUUUAUUUUCUAUACUAGAAUCAUAAUACUCACAUGAUUAUUAUUUUUUUAUAUAUCCUUCGCAGUCUCUGUGUAUGUGCAUUUAUAUGUACGUGUACUGUACUGUAGCUAUACUGUAAUCCAGUGAUCUGUAAGCUUCGAAUUUGGCCAUUUUCAGAUUCUAAAACGGAAGGUACUGGACUUGGAGUAUUUUGGCUGAAAAGUGUGUUCAUCUUCUUUGGCAGUGGUAAACUUCACAUCAGUGUUAGAUCUUCCUUUGUCUGUUUGCAGUGUGUGGUCCGCUGGGGUGUAGCUUUGACCCCAAAAAAACUGCUACAGAACAAUCGUGUGCUCAGACAUUACCGAGCCCUCUUCUUGGGGAGGCUUUGUGGCUUGCCAACUGUUUUUAAACUGAUAAGAUUAAGAAAAUGGUGUAAUUGCUGAGUAGUUCAUGUGAAUGCUCAACCCCAGUGCACUAUGCAUUCCCCGUCUGUAAAACAUGGUCUAAUUUAGCUUCUAAGUUUUCUUCGCAAGCAGCAAUAGGUUUUCUUUGGCUUGCUUCUUUUUCGUCAUUAUUUUUAUCAACGCGGGAAGGUCAUAAACCUGUGGCCAUUUCCUACUGAGUGAUGAGAUUUAAAUGUUUCUCCUUUUCUAAAGGCUGUCUAAAAUGAGUCUACAUUACAUCAGCGACGAAUUAGCUUUAUUUUCUCCUGGAAUGAGUCUUUAAAUGUCCGAGCCUGAAGACGCCGCGCUUAUUUAAGUGUAUCGUUGACAUGUCUUGGCUCGUGCGGCAGACGAUAGGAGACGGUGUGCUGGCUUUGUUUUAGUAUUGUUUUAACAGCGGAGCGAUAAUGGGGCUCCUUGUGGAAACCUCUUCUGUGUGUUUAAUUUAAAGCGCGGCCCGGCCGUUAUCUCCUCCCCGGUGGUCUUGGCCGCUCUUUAAUUAAGCCGCAGACCGGGGCCGGGGUGGGGGCUCCCAGGGGGUUCUGGGAUGCGGGAGGUCUUCCCACCUGCGCCACUCCCGGGUGAGUAAGAGACUGCGCGCAGGUUCAGGUGCGUUCAUUUGUUAAACGGACUCCGCUAAUGAGCACCCGCCCUCUCCUCCUCCUCCUCCUCUUCCUCCUCUGCCGGGGAGGAAGCUUCACUACUUACGUCAUCGGUCUUUGGCGAUUACUCGUUCAAUGAAGUCAACCACGGCUGUUGUGCUGGAAUAUGGACUUGUAAUGAGAAUGGUUUCCUGGUCCAUUGAAUGUCUUCGGAAUGUGUCCGGAAGAGCUCACUCUUAUACUGGAUGUAAUUUGUGUAUAUAAUGUACAUAAUAUACGAAUAUAUGCUUCUUUAAAUAAAGAAUUGUGGUACUGGAGUCAUUAAAAUCAGAUUUUUGGAGUGAAUUCUGUGACCUUUUUUUGU